Tinamus guttatus (white-throated tinamou) is the source of this 1588-nucleotide messenger RNA. The record is from RefSeq and is a predicted model, not a curated record. Lineage: Eukaryota; Metazoa; Chordata; Aves; Tinamiformes; Tinamidae.
UUUUUCUUCUUCAUUGCUUCUUGCUGUGCCUGUCUUUAUGCUUGUCCCUUUCAUCCUCUGCAGAGCUGUAGGGAAGACCUGCUUGCUGAUCAGCUAUACCACGAAUGCCUUUCCUGGAGAAUACAUCCCCACUGUGUUUGAUAACUAUUCUGCCAAUGUCAUGGUAGAUGGAAAGCCAGUGAACCUAGGCCUCUGGGAUACAGCAGGGCAAGAGGACUAUGACCGACUGCGGCCUCUUUCUUACCCACAAACGGAUGUUUUCUUGAUCUGCUUCUCCCUUGUGAGUCCAGCUUCCUUCGAGAAUGUCAGAGCAAAGUGGUACCCUGAGGUCCGACACCAUUGCCCAAAUACACCUAUUAUUCUGGUGGGCACCAAGCUGGACUUGAGGGAUGAUAAGGACACCAUUGAAAGGCUACGUGAUAAGAAACUGGCCCCUAUCACCUACCCCCAAGGUUUGGCCAUGGCUCGUGAGAUUGGGUCGGUAAAGUACCUCGAGUGCUCUGCCCUGACGCAGCGGGGCUUGAAGACGGUGUUUGAUGAAGCUAUCCGGGCUGUGCUGUGCCCACCGCCUGUGAAGAAACCUGGCAAAAAGUGCACCGUGUUCUGAGGGCUGUGGCCUGGGUGUUGGCUCAGCAUGUUGUUGUCCUCCGACAGAUUGCGUAUUAGCUGAGUGUUUCUGGAGGGGGCUGGGAUGCGUAGGGCCCUUCAUCAUGUACGAAGUCAGUGUUUUUUAAAUGUCUCUUUGAUUUGACGUCAGUGUUGAUGUGAAGGGGCAGUGGGGGCAGGAGAUUAGCUGGGGGGCUUUGGAGCCCCCAGGGGAGGUACAGUGGGAAGGCAAGGUGGCUCCUUGGGGCAAUAGGCUAUUGUGGCUUUCCAGAACUCCAAGCUGAAAGAGCUGAGACAUCCACCCUGUGCAGGAAACAGCUGUUUUAUAUGUGCAGGAUGAAGCAGGUGGUGAAGAUCAUUGUGGGAGCAGGGAAGGAGCCCCUAUAAAAGGUGUUGAGUGACAAGAGCAGUUAGGAGAGUAGUAGGGGCUCCUUACCCAGCCUGCUGCAGCUAACACAUCAGUGCUCUAGCAGACAUGUGCCUGAGACUGUUACAGGAUCAAAAUCAGCUCUUGAAAGGGUCAAAAAUGAACGAGAUGCAAGGAUGAAGUACUAAUCAUUCGGUGCUUUAUUGGGUGCUAACCAAACUCAGUGAGUGAAACAGCCCUGUGCAGUCAAUGUAUUUGCCUUUUAACGUGCGCACAUUGUAGGACAGCGUCGUGCUGCUCCCUCUUCAUCAGUCUUUAGCAGGGCCUCCCCCCCUGCAAUCCAGUCUCUGCAGAGCAGGGCUGAGGUUGUUGCCUCUCUUUUGUUUUGUUUUUCUACUAAAGACAGUGAAGGAAGCAGUGAGGAGUCUGCUAGCUUCUCCCUUCCCUUCCCACUCAAAGUGAAGGUGGACUCUAUGGAUUUGGUUGGAACAGGGAGAGCUUCCAAAGGGUGGUGGGGGGAGAGGGUUGGAACAAAGACAAGUCCAGUUUCUAAUCAUCAUGUAGAGUGAAAAGACAAAACCUUAUUUGGUGCAAUAAACAUUCUCCAUGACGGCG